This is a messenger RNA of Adineta ricciae, 2871 nucleotides long. The record is from the annotation of a GenBank genome assembly. Lineage: Eukaryota; Metazoa; Rotifera; Eurotatoria; Adinetida; Adinetidae.
AUGGGAACCAAAUCAUUUCGAUUAUUUCUUCUGGUUAUUUUCCUGUCUUAUGUACAUGUUGAUGAAUGUUCCUUUCCAGGAAAUGUCAAUCGACAACGUAUCGUUCUGCGAAGUUUAUUUACACAUUCGCAUUAUCCAUCGGUACAUUUCGCCCUUGAACAAGUCAAUUCGCAAUUGUUAUCUCAAAUCAACCGCGAGUUGUAUCUGAAUGGAACAGAGAGCAUGAUUACAUGUGAUGUGGGGACUGGCAUAAAAACAUUUUUUGACAUGCUUCACCAGUCUUCAUCAUUGAAUGUCUUGUUUACUGAUACUUGUCAACAUGUUCUCAGUUACAUUUCCGAAACAGCAACUUAUUUUCAUUUGCCUAUUAUUUCGUUCACUGAUAAUGAUCUUUCGUUGUUAGCUAAAGAUCGUUAUCCGUAUUUUUAUCAUGUUGUACCAUCAGAUCAUGCACAUAAUUUAGUUCGUAAGGAACUUUUACAAUAUUUUAAUUGGACACGAUUUGGGUUAAUUUAUCAGCACGGGUCAAGAUAUACUCUGGUAGCCAAUGAUUUUUCGAACUUAACUGUGAUGGAUGUACGACAAUUUGAAGUGAAUUUAACACGUGGUUUGGCUUAUCGGCAUGGGCCAGAAUGGCACGAUGAUAAUGCAAGAUAUAUUCAGUCAUUGUUGAGAGAUUUCAAAGAACGUGAUGUUCGAAUAAUCAUUGCUAAUUUCAAUCAAACCAUUGCUAUUAAUAUGUUUUGUCAUGCAGCUCGGGAACAUGUCUAUGGAUCUCGUUAUCAAUGGAUUAUACUUGGAUAUCCAUCGUCAUCGGCAUGGUGGUACGAAUCAAGUGAUUGUUCUCAACAAGAACUGAUUCGUGCAAUAAAUGGAACUUUGCAAACGCGUGUACCACGUUUAUCAGUCGAUGAUGCUCAAAAUCGAUCGAAUGAUGUUUUGGAAUAUUUAAAAAACUUUUCGAAUAUCGAGCAAGGAUAUUUCGAUGGUUACGCUUAUGAUACCAUAUGGAGUCUGGGAUAUUUGUAUUAUUCUCAAUCAGUCAAUAAUCUAUCGAGUACUGAACUCUUUCGAGAACAUUUUCAAGAUAUCGAUUUCAUUGGUGCUACUGGAAGAGUGAGAUAUGCAAAUGGUGAACGAAUUGGUGAGAUACUUGUCGAACAAUUCGUUGCAUGUCGACAGAUGAGCGAUGGUACAUGUUCAAUUCCAUGUUAUGAAGAAGAAAACGAUUGUAAUAUAACAGUUGUGAAAGUUUUUCUUGCUAAAAAUUCAGAUUCGAAAGAUGAUCCACCGACUUUAUAUAAACUCAAUCCAAUUCUGUGGCAUGGUAAUGGUCCACCGCGGGAUCGAACCAAUCAAACAAUCGAAUUUCAACAUGUGUAUUUAUCAGUAUUUAUAUCUAUAUCAAUCUGCAGUGGCAUUGGAUUGUUCAUCUCAUGUGCUUUUCUGACUUUUAAUAUUCAAUUUCGAUCACAUCGAUAUAUCCGAAUGUCAAGUCCAUUGUUGAAUAACUUAAUUCUAUGUGGCUGUAUGUUAGCUUAUGCAAGUGUUAUCCUAAUGGGUAUCAAUUCAUCUUUGUUUGCAAGGAAAUCAUACACGAAAAUGAUUAUGAAUAUCGUUUGUCCGAUUCGUGUUUGGAUACUAUGCAUUAGUUUUACCUUAGCUUUUGGUUCAAUGUUUAGUAAGACUUGGCGAGUACAUUCAAUAUUUACGAAUAUUAAUAUAACGAAAAAGGGUAUUCAUGAUUCGCGAUUACUUGCAUUGGUUGGUAUUCUUCUCUUAACCGACUUGACAUUUCUAAUUUCUUGGCAAGUAUUUGAUCCAAUUCAUCAACAAUUGAUUUAUAAUUUACCAAUUCGUUCAAAAAGUAAUCCUGAUAUCGAUAUUAUUCCCUAUCGCGAAGCAUGUCGAAGCAAAAACAUGAGUUUAUGGUUUGUUAUUUUGAUCAUCUACAAAGGUUUGUUAAUGUUUUAUGGAUCAUUUCUUGCAUGGAAAACUCGACAUGUGACCAUCUCGGGAUUAAAUGACUCACGUUACAUUGGUUUAAGUGUUUACAUUGUAUUCAUCUGUUGCACACUUGGAUCACUGGUUGCUUUUAUUCCUUCUGAACAAAUUCAAUUUUCAUAUUUUCUUCGAGCGUUUUUUAUUGGCACAUGUACCACGGCUACAGUUUGUUUAGUAUUUGUUCCUAAAAUUGUCGAAGUCUAUCGUGAUCCACAUUCAAGAAAAAGACAACCAAGAGUAACAAGUCGUUUUCAUGACAGAGCCAAGCGUUCAGCUGUCGUUACGAAACAACAAUUGAACGCCGCUUUGGCAGAUAACCACGAUUUAAAAUUAGUUUUGGCCAUGCAAGAACAAACAAUCGCUCGUUUAUGCGAAGAACUAAAUAAUCCACAGAUAAGAAAGGACACACUCUCCGAUUCGGAAACAGUCGAACUCGAUCGUUUGAUCAUAUCGGAUAGAGAAGAUGAAGACACAGAAGAGGAUGAUGAUCAUGAGCAUAGUAGUAUAGAAUCGAUCCAAAACUAUCCUUUAACAAAGUCAAAGCACGUUGCUCGCGCAGUUAGUUUAUGUUUACUCAACAAAGUUCAAAUGAAACAACUGUAUUGGCCCGAAACUGUCGGCGUCGGUCGUUAUUCAAUUCCUUCACAAAAUGAUCAAUAUCAUGUUUCGUCGUCGUCAUCAUCUGCACGAAGAAUAUUCUUUCGUCAAACAUACCAAACUUCGAGUGAUACCGACAAAGACAAUUCUCGACUCUUAGAAACUGCACCGAAUGCGACGAAAUCUACUUACGAUGGCUUAAUUACACUUGAUGAACAUCGCCUGAAUGAUAUGAUUGAAACUGAUCUUGUAUCAUCAACGAACAGUUAA